Messenger RNA from Dreissena polymorpha, 503 nucleotides. RefSeq lists its product as uncharacterized. The record is from RefSeq and is a predicted model, not a curated record. Bases 65 to 376 code for a protein of 103 amino acids. NCBI's taxonomy places the organism in Eukaryota, Metazoa, Mollusca, Bivalvia, Myida, Dreissenidae. The transcript has 2 exons.
UAUGUCGAUAAUAAGGUACACAAUUUCUGGAAGAAAUUAAGAAGCACAAUAUUAUUAUUAAAACAUGAAUAACGGAUUUGCUGUGAUUGUCGCUUUUUGCUGUUUUGCGAUGGUUCUAUCCGUUAGAAUACGCAGAACAACACCGAAGUCGCCUAUUCAUCCACCGUGCAGAUAUGACAGGGACUGUAAGCGUGUAGUAUGCACCAUCUACGGUGAGGUCCCUGAGUGCCACAGAGCCGCUUCGUCCCCUACGGGCGCCGAGUGCCAUUGUCAUGUACCGAACGAGUGCAGGGUUAACGCAGACUGCGUGCGAGAGUGCGGUCCAAACGCCACGUGCGACGACAGGGCAUGCCAUGGAGACUGCAUACACGAUUAAACGAUGUUACCACGCAUUCACUCUGCAUUAUAAUCUUGUUUUAAGACACAACUAUCCAUACAUUUUUUUCCGCCAAUGUAAAUGCUAUGUUUGUCUAUCUAAUAAUUAAAAUCGUGUAGAAUUGAUA